AUGGCCGACUUUACACCCCGAAAACGUCGCCGACCGGCUCUUUCCUGCGUCCAGUGCCGUCAGCGCAAAGUUCGCUGCGACCGCGCGUUUCCUUGCGGUCCCUGUACACGAGCCCGUCACUCUAUACCGUGCUCGUAUAGUUUCAGUUCCCAGGAGGGAAUUGAGAGUGCCCAGAGCUCUUCCCGAAUAGCCCGAGUUGCAUCAGGCCAUUCAGAGGAUGGAUCUGAUUUUCAACCGGUUUGUCAAGCAGCAAGGCAAUCACUCCCCUUGGAACAGAUGGUUCAGGACCUCCAGGAUCGAGUCUGGAGACUAGAACAAGUGGUAUCACUAAAUCGAGAAUCUGAGUGCUUUACGCGUGAUGGAGGCUUGUCCCAGUCGCUUUAUGAACUGAGCAACCGCGUGUCUAAUAUCGAGCAGCAAAUGACCCGGAGUAUUGCUGGAUUGGGGCCCCAGGAUACUUGCAUUCCUGCACCUACGUUACGGUUGAAGACGACCCCUGAAAAAACAAAGGUAGCCAGUCAGGGUCAUUGGACAAAUGCCUUUCACCAGCUGCGCAUGCUCGAGAAGAUCGACGACAUACAAGCUGCGGAGAUGAGAGAAGAAAUUAAGAAGUGCAAAGGAAUUCGCGCAACACUGAAGCAUAAGUCCAUAAUGUGGGACGAGCCUUUCCAGCACCUGAAUCUUGAUAUAAACUGGGAGGUCGUGGAGUAUACCGAAAUGGCUGUUGUGUAUUUCCGCACCUUGGGGCCUAUCUAUCGAAUUUUGAACUCGUCUUUUCUAGAGGAUUAUAACAAACGACUUGUUGUACGGACUGAGCCAGCACCGCACAGCUUUAUCCUCAAGGCAUUGCUGGUGAUUGGAAUUGGAUCUGUGUUUCAUCCAGACAAAGCGCUUCAGAACGAUAUUCAUCUACGCGUGCACCGUUGGGUUUAUGCAGCACAGUGGUGGCUUACAGGGCCUGACGAAAAGUCUGCACAUAGCAUUGAUGGAUUGCAAGUCUAUUGCCUGAUGCUCCUUUGUCGCCAAGUCCAUUCUCUAAACAAAGGGUCUAUCUGGGUUUCGGCAGGAUCGCUAGUGCGAUUCGCCUGUAGCUUGGGCUUACAUCGCGAUCCGAGCCAUUUUCUGUCAUUGUCUCCAUAUGAAUGCGAGACGAGAAGAAUGCUAUGGGCAGCAGUGAUGGAAAUAGCUGUACAGGCUUCGUUUGACAUUCCCAUGCCACCGUUAAUCUCAGAAGAUGAUUUCGACACUGAACCGCCGAUAAAUAUCGAUGAAAGCCAGCUCGAUAAAAAUACCAGAAGCGUGCCAAGUGCGGAACCAUAUAACCAAUAUACAGAUGCAUCAAUCCAGCGCCUGUUGCUAAAAUCGCUCCCAACCCGCUUACAAGUCGCUCGAUUCAGUAACCAAAUUGGUCAACCGCAAUGUUACGAACAAGCACUGAAACUAGGAACCGAACUUACAGCAUUUUGCGCAGAAUUUGCAAAAUAUUUUCAAUCACACAAUCUAUCCGAAUCUGCCGAGUUCCACCAAAAAGUCUUAAGUACAUUUAUUCGCAGAACAAUCAUCCUCCUCUACCGCCCCUUCCUACUCCAGUCUCCACAAGAUUCACGCUUUUACCUCGCACGGAAACUCAGCUUCGAAUCCGCCAUGGUCAUUGCAUCCUACGCAGACACCACAGACAUCGCCUCAAAACCACUCGAUUACUAUACCAAACUAUCUAUUUCAGGCGUUGGUGCAUUCAAGGGCCCAUUUUCAAUAGACACAAUAAUCGUCAUAUGUUGUGAGCUCGUCACGCAACUAGAAGAGGAAGCCAAGACACGGCCUCGAUUACCGGAUGGUAAGCUAUCUGUACCAGACAACGUCCUUCAUAGAAUGGCACAAGCAUCUCGGAGACCAAUAAUCGAAGUACUGGAACACAUCCAAGAACAAUUGCUCCAGGUAAUCGGGCUGGGUGUUCCUAGUAUGAAACGGUGUGCUAUUCUGUCUACUGUGAUGGGCCAGAUCAAGGCUAUGGAGAGAACGGGUCGGUAUACGAAGGACGAUGUGUAUCGGGCUCUAGUGGAGUAUAUAAAGAAGUGUGCUGGCAUUCUUGAGAGAUACAUUGAGGAGAUUGGAAGUGGUAUUAGCGGAUCUGUUGAUGAGUGGACCCCGGUGAUGUCGGACAUCGAUGUCGAGUCUUUGCUAAAAGAAUUUGGAUUUCCGUGGGAUGAUAUUCCGUUGGGCUUUCCCGGUGUUCAAUCAUGGACCGAGUCCCAGCCCUAA
Messenger RNA from Aspergillus ruber CBS 135680, 2259 nucleotides. RefSeq lists its product as uncharacterized. Gene Ontology annotation, biological process: regulation of transcription by RNA polymerase II; DNA-templated transcription. Gene Ontology annotation, cellular component: nucleus. The transcript is spliced from 2 exons. Gene Ontology annotation, molecular function: zinc ion binding; DNA-binding transcription activator activity, RNA polymerase II-specific; RNA polymerase II cis-regulatory region sequence-specific DNA binding. The coding region runs from base 1 to 2259 and encodes 752 amino acids. The record is from RefSeq and is a predicted model, not a curated record. Lineage: Eukaryota; Fungi; Ascomycota; Eurotiomycetes; Eurotiales; Aspergillaceae.